Penicillium bovifimosum is the source of this 1365-nucleotide messenger RNA. Its product is annotated as glycoside hydrolase family 7 protein. Gene Ontology annotation, molecular function: hydrolase activity, hydrolyzing O-glycosyl compounds. The record is from RefSeq and is a predicted model, not a curated record. Gene Ontology annotation, biological process: carbohydrate metabolic process. Lineage: Eukaryota; Fungi; Ascomycota; Eurotiomycetes; Eurotiales; Aspergillaceae. Bases 1 to 1365 code for a protein of 454 amino acids. The transcript has 3 exons.
AUGUAUCAGCGUGCGCUCCUUUUCUCCGCCCUGGCGGCGGCAGCUCGUGCCCAGCAAGCUGGCACAUCGACAGCUGAGACCCAUCCCUCUUUGUCCUGGCAAAAGUGCAGUGAUGGAGGCAGCUGCACUGACCAGCAGGGAUCUGUGGUCAUUGAUGCUAACUGGCGCUGGCUUCACUCCGUCGAUGGUUAUGACAACUGCUACACUGGCAACGAGUGGGAUACGUCUCUCUGCCCCGAUGACCAGACUUGCGCCGAAAACUGUGCUCUCGACGGCGCAGACUAUUCCGGCACGUACGGCAUCACCACCUCCGGUGACGCUCUCAGCUUGACCUUCGUCACUGGCGCCAACGUUGGCUCUCGCGUGUUCCUGAUGGAGGACGAUGAGAACUACCAGAUGUUCAAGCUGCUCAACCAGGAGUUCACCUUCGAUGUGGAUGUCUCCCAGCUGCCUUGCGGACUCAACGGAGCCCUGUACUUCGUCAACAUGGAUGCGGACGGUGGCAUGUCGAAGUAUGAGGGCAACAAGGCCGGCGCCAAGUAUGGAACUGGUUACUGUGAUUCUCAGUGCCCUCGCGACCUGAAGUUCAUCAACGGCGAGGCCAACGUGGAGGGCUGGGAGCCUUCCGAGAAUGACCAGAACGCUGGUGUGGGCCAGUACGGAGCUUGCUGUCCUGAGAUGGAUAUUUGGGAGGCCAACAGCAUUUCCACCGCCUUCACCCCUCACCCUUGCGACGACCAGGAACUCACCAGGUGCGAGGGUGACACCUGCGGUGGAACUUACUCCUCCGACCGCUACGCAGGCACCUGCGAUCCCGAUGGAUGUGACUUCAACUCCUACCGCCUGGGCAACGACUCGUUCUUCGGACCGGGCAGCAUGGUCGACACCGGCUCUAAGAUCACCGUCGUCACUCAGUUCGUUACCAGCGAUGGCACCGACACUGGCAGCCUCAGCGAGAUCCGACGUGUCUACGUUCAGAACGGACAGGUCAUUGCUAACUCCGCCUCUGAGAUCAGCGGUAUUACCGGAGACUCUAUCACCACGGACUUCUGCUCCGCACAGAAGACUACAUUCGGCGAUGAGGAUAUCUUCUCCCAGCACGGUGGUCUCUCUGGCAUGGGCAAGGGCUUGGAGCAGGGUAUGGUUCUUGUCAUGAGCUUGUGGGAUGACCACAACUCCAACAUGCUCUGGUUGGACAGCGAGGCCUACCCCGUUGAUGCCGAUCCAUCCACCCCUGGUGUUGCUCGCGGCUCAUGCGCCACAACCUCUGGCGACCCAGCCACUGUUGAGUCUGAGUCUGGCUCCGCCAAGGUGACCUUCUCCAACAUCAAGGUCGGCCCCAUUGGCUCCACCUACUCUUCCUAA